AUGCAUCCAGAAAUCAAGAAACUGGCCAUGGUUGGCUGCGGUGCCAUGGGAGGUGGAAUGGCACUGCUAUUUGCUGAGAAAGGCAUCGAUGUACUCCUGAAGGACCCCUCCAACGAAGCCAUGGACAAAGUCCUUAAAAUCGCCAAAACGGAUGGCGUCGCCGGCCGGAUUUCGAAAUAUCAAGACUACAAGUCAUUAUGCCAGAGCUUUKAUUCCAUCAAGGUGUUUGUAUGGUCGCUGCCGCAUGGAUAUGUGGGAGACAGAGUACUUGAUGAGCUCAUGCCUCAUCUCGAGGUUGGGGAUAUCAUCAUUGAUGCUGCCAAUGAGCAUUGGGAGAACUCGGAGCGGAGGAUUGGCAAGUGUCACACCAAAGGCAUCAGAUACGUUGCCAUGGGUGUUUCUGGUGGUUAUCAAGCAGCCCGCCGCGGACCUUCCAUGUGUCCCAGCACUGACGCAGAGACUUUCGACAUCGUCAUGCCACUUCUUGAGAAGGCUGCGGCCAGAGCACCAGAUGGCACUCCAUGCGUAGCGAGAAUCGGAACAGGCUCUGCUGGACAUUACUGCAAGAUGAUCCACAACGGUAUCGAGCACGGCAUGAUGUCUGCCGUUUCUGAAGCCUGGGGGAUCAUGAAAAAUGGCUUGGGCAUGGAUAACGAUCAAAUUGCCUUCGAGUUCCACAAAUGGAACACUCAUGGUGAGCUCCAAGGCACAUUCCUCGUUCGUAUCGCCGCCGAAAUCUGUGCGACUUUCGACGAUCAAGGCAAUCGAGUUCUGGAUAGUGUGGGGGACAAAGUCGUGCAGGACUUCACUAGGGAGGAGGGUACGGGAAUCUGGUCCAAUACUGAGGCUAUCAUGCAGCAUGUCCCAGCUCCGACAUUAGCUGCUGCUCAUUUCCUGCGCUUGGCCUCWGGCAAUCUCCACGAGCGCCGCAAAGCAGCGAAGAACUUUGGCAACUCGACCUGGCAAGCCAAGAAUAUGGAAGAUAUUGACUCUGUUGACGGUUACCUAGAAGGCCUACGUCUAGCAGUCUAUGCCACCUGUCUUGCCUCUUAUAUUCAAGGCAUGAACAUCAUUGACAAGGCGGAUAAGAUGUACAAGAUGAACGUCAAUUAUCUGGGUCUGCUUCAGAUCUGGCGCUCGGGAUGUAUCAUCCAAGCAGAUGCAAUGUCCUCGAAUGUCUUGAUGCCCAUCUACAAGAACUACAAGACCAAAGCCGACAAGAAUCCAAUGUUCGAGUCGAUCGUGGCGAGCGAGUUUAGGAAUUGCAUGGAGGGUAAUGAUGUGGAAGAAGGCAUGAAAUGGACUGUAAUGCACGCUCUCAAAGGCGAUCAGCAUGUUCCAGCCAUGACUGCGGCACUGGAAUGGAUCAAAUAUCAAACCAGCACGGAUUUACCGACGAGCAUGUAUGAGGCGCAGCUGGAUUACUUUGGCAAGCACAUGUAUGAUCGUAAGGGAGAAGUAGAAGAUGCAGAGGGAUUGCCCACUGUGGGCAAGUAUCACUACGAGUGGAAGAAGGCUUGA
Messenger RNA from Ramularia collo-cygni, 1521 nucleotides. Its product is annotated as related to 6-phosphogluconate dehydrogenase. Gene Ontology annotation, biological process: pentose-phosphate shunt; pentose-phosphate shunt, oxidative branch. The transcript has 2 exons. The coding region runs from base 1 to 1521 and encodes 506 amino acids. The record is from RefSeq and is a predicted model, not a curated record. Gene Ontology annotation, molecular function: NADP binding; phosphogluconate dehydrogenase (decarboxylating) activity. NCBI's taxonomy places the organism in Eukaryota, Fungi, Ascomycota, Dothideomycetes, Mycosphaerellales, Mycosphaerellaceae. Gene Ontology annotation, cellular component: cytosol.